AUUACUCAAGAUGGCUGCCCCCAUCAAGAUGACCGGGUGUGCCUAGGGGGAAAGAGGCUGCAGGAUGGUCUGAGAUGGUCUAGCAUUGAACCAUAUGGAAGUUUCUGAAACUGGGGAGCCCGAUGAUGGGGGGUGGAGCCCGUGGGGGAUAGAGGGAGCAAUAGAUUUUAUCCCCAGGCUAACCCCAACCCCUCCCUGUCCUCUGGAUUAAAAUGGGGAACACCCUGGGCCUGGCACCGAUGGGUACUUUACCCCGCCGGAGCCACCGUCGAGAGGAACCGCUGCCCAACCCCGGGAGCUUCGACGAGCUGCACCGGUUGUGCAAAGAUGUAUUCCCAGCACAGAUGGAAGGCGUGAAGCUGGUUGUCAACAAGGUUCUGAGCAGCCAUUUCCAGGUGGCUCAUACUGUGCACAUGAGUGCCCUGGGCUUGCCAGGGUACCACCUCCAUACCGCCUAUGCAGGGGACUGGCAGCUUAGCCCCACAGAGGUGUUCCCCACUGUGGUGGGGGAUAUGGACAGCAGUGGCAGUCUCAACGCCCAGGUCUUGCUUCUGUUGGCAGAACGGCUGCGAGCUAAGGCUGUCUUCCAGACACAGCAGGCCAAGUUCCUGACAUGGCAGUUUGAUGGCGAGUAUCGGGGAGAUGACUACACAGCCACUCUGACCCUGGGAAAUCCGGAUCUGAUUGGGGAAUCAGUGAUCAUGGUUGCUCACUUCCUGCAGAGCAUCACCCAUCGGCUUGUGCUAGGAGGAGAGCUAGUUUAUCACCGGCGGCCAGGAGAAGAGGGGGCCAUCUUGACUCUGGCUGGGAAGUACUCAGCUGUCCACUGGGUAGCUACGUUGAAUGUUGGGUCAGGUGGGGCCCAUGCAAGUUAUUACCACAAGGCCAAUGAACAGGUUCAGGUUGGAGUAGAGUUUGAGGCAAAUACAAGGCUACAAGAUACGACCUUCUCCUUUGGUUACCACCUGACUCUGCCCCAGGCCGAUAUGGUGUUUAGAGGCUUGGUGGACAGUAACUGGUGUGUUGGUGCGGUGCUGGAGAAGAAGAUGCGUCCCCUGCCUGUCACCCUAGCCCUUGGAGCCUUCCUCAAUCACUGGCGAAACAGAUUCCAUUGCGGCUUCAGCAUCACUGUGGGCUGAGGUUGUCCUGGGAGCAGCCUCUGCAGCAGCUGGAACCUUUGAGUCUGAUACCCUAGGGCCAGAGACUAACUUGGUCCCUCUCCAGAGCCUACCUUGCCGGAUGACUCCUAGGUCCCAUGGGCAGAGUGGGGGGGACAGGACGAUGUCCUCCUCAGAACCAGAACUGCCGGAGAGUCAUUUUUUCCAGUUAGGUAGCGGGUUGAGGUUCCCAAUACUGCCAUCAGCCCCACUAUAAUCUCCCAUAAGCUGUAUGGCUCUGGAGUAAAGGAGAGGGACUACGGGAUGUGUCUGGCUUCCCUCACCCUACUUUUUUUGUUAUUUUUGUUUGAUUGAGAUAUUACUACUCCUUCUUCAAAGCAGAGAAAUCUGCAUGGAAAGAGGGAGCAGAAAAAAAAAAGCCUCCUAUCCCAUUUCUCCUGGUUUCUCCAUUCCUCAGUCUUCCACUCCUUCCCUCGGGAAGGGAGGAUUAAAGAGUUAAAUCUCUGGCCACAGAAAGACCAAAGAAUGGGCCCACCCAUUCCCAGAAGGAACUCUAGUCACCUCCUAGCCCCGAGGCUUCCAUCUUUCCCAUCCCCUGUGUUUCCGGAGAACAACUUUGGCCCUGUGGUUGCCCACCUCCCUUCUCUCUGUCCCCCACCCACUCCACGCCCCACUGAUGAGUGCACUAAGAGACAGUGACUGUUCAGCAUUUCAUUGCCACUCCCAAGCUCCUUCCUGCUGGUUCCCGUGUGGGGUCCAGCGCUGUACCCUUUCCAGGCCAGUGUAUCCCUGGGGGUCUGGGGAAAGGAUGCAAGCCUGGGCCUCAACUGCAAAUCUCCCCGAGCAGCGGCGUCAUAGCAGACAGUUCCUCCAAGCGCUGAAGUUCAUAGGAGUAUGCAUUGUUUAUACUCCGGAGGUCAGCCAGCAGGCCCAUCAGCUUUGCAUACAGAAACCUUUGGAGGAAGGAGCAGGGUUACCAGGGAAAUAAGGCAGCUGGGAGUCCUGUCCUGAGGUUCCUAUCCCCUGGACCACUCCUCAGAGAGGCUAAGUCUGAGCAGCAGAUGCUCUGGAGCUACAUCUUGGAAAAUCUCAGACAUACCCAAGAAGGGCCUCUAUCAACACUGUUCCUUCAUUGUGCCUAGUUUUUCCUGAACCCAGGGCUUUGAGGUCAAGUGUAAAAGAAGUUCUUGGCCAAAACGUCAACUGUAUAGAAUCUGAAGGUGAGGCCUUCUAGAUCCAGUUCUAGAAGGCGGUUGUGUUAUUCUAUAGUAUAAAGCAUCUCCCUCGUAGCAAACGGAUUCAUUAGGGAAUGAGCAGAGCGAAGGUGGCAUAGAUGUCUGAGCCUGCACUGUUGAACUAGGCUCUGUCCGUGAAAGUGUGACGGAUCCUAAUUUCAAGGGGACCUAAAACUUCAAGGAAUUGACCCAAAGGAGAGGAGCGGGCCAAAAGAAUGAACAAGACUUUGAAAUUUUGACUUUAGUUUGGAAAAGUCGGAGAGGUGAGAGGUAAGGAAUGUCACCAGUCUCAGGAAAGCUGUCACACCCAGGCCAUGAGCUACGACUUUGCAUCUCUACUGACUGAAAACAACAACAGGAGCCAACAACUUGGAAAAGGGAGACAACACAGCAGUCUGAGCAAUCUGGAUACUGUGUGCGAUGGAUGGGGUGGUCCGAGGGAAGGUCUAGAUUCCUAAGUACCUGGUUUCCCAAAGGAAACAACAGUAAAAUGCAUCCAUCCGGAGCUCAGUGUUUCACAGAUCCCUUCCUACCCCCGGCGCAGCCUCCGAAUCCGCUGCCUCCUUCCUCCCUACCGACUUUGGAGCCGAGACUGUUGUUCCAUAAUGUGGUUGUUCAGAAUCAGCGCCAUCUCCUCUUGUAGCUGAUCUAUCUCUUCUCUUUGGGUAACUCCGGGUCUGUCUGAGAGAGGAGACUGGGAAGGGCAAGGUGGCAGGGGCCACAGAUGGGGGCCUCACAUUGUAUAGGGGCUGGGGAUGGUAUAGAUAGACCCUUGCUUAGGCUUGAAAGCUAGAAGGUCAGGGAAGGAUUAAAGGGACCGAGAGUUGGGUAGAGGUGGAAGGGGCCAGAGUUCCUCAGCUUUGGGAUGAUCCUCACCAGGGGAGAAGAGGGCCGUGGCAGCCAUGAGCACAUACUCAGGCUCCUGGAGAUGCAGUCCUUUCAGGUUUUUAUGGAAGUGGAGGAUCGACUCCAAAAACUCGUACUGGAACCCUGCUGUGAGAGAUGGUAGACUGAGGAGCCUCCUGGCCAUUGCUCCACACCUCAUACCACUGAGAUACAUACCCUGGACCGUUCUACCAUCUCACCAUGGACUGCGUCCUCCAUCUUGUAGCAAAGAGGCCCACAGAAGAAAUUCUCUGUUUGAAGACAGAACGUAGUGUUGAGUGAGAUAUGCAAUAUUUCCACAGCCGCUCCCUUGAGAAGGGAGAUCUGGUCCUCCAUGGUUAGGGACCUGUGUCGGGUAGAAAACAAGGGCACUUUAGACUUAGGUCUAUCCAUCAAAAAAAAGGUCCAAUCGGCACACUGCAAAUGUAAGACCCUAGCACUCAGAAGGCUAAAGGAUGUCAUACCAGUCUUUAAUCGGAGACCGGUCUGACUUACCGAGCGAGCACUUGCUUCCUGAAAGGCCAUGUGCUACUCACCGGAAGAGCGGCAGAUCCUUGGUGAACUUGAUGAUCUGUUGCACCAUAAACGUGUUGAUAUCUGCAAAGUGUGUGAGCAGAGGCAACACGGGGCCCCGAGGCUGGAAAGGCCGGUGAUGCAUGAACAGAUAGGCCGGAGGCUGUAGAGUUCAGAGCUUUAGUAAGAGGCCCCAGCCUUGGCUGCCCUUGAGGGCUCACCAGGCUUAUCUAAGAAAGGUUUUUUGCUGAGGAACCUGCCCAUCGUGGGAUUCUGGAGAUCUGUUCUCCAUCAGGGCAUAGCCUUCUUCUGUGGGUUACCUCCUCAGGUACCCAGGUCACAUCCUGGUUAAGUUCUCACCUUGAACUGCACAAACUGGUCAAACAUGGGGCCCACAUGGCGAGUGUGGGCCCCCAGGAGGAUCUGGACCAGUUCUUUCUGCUGCUGAUUCAGUUGCAAAGAUGCUUUCUCUGCCCGCCGCUGUGCCUGUCUGGCUCGCCGCAAUGCCAGGGCUUCUGCUGACAGUAUCACUGUGUCAGGCAAGAGAGAUGACAAAGCUGUUGAGACCAGCAGCGAGCACCUUUCAGCCAUCCCUUCAGUUGGGGCCACUCCACCUCCCCAGAUAAGGAAGGAGGAAGGAAGAAAGAGUUUCUGAGGCUUCCUUGGGACUUCAUUGAAUUAAUGUUUCCUGAUGGCAGGGGAAUCCCUGCACACUUUCUGUCGAUCUCAUAUUCAUCUGUGAUACACUUCAGCAGAAAGCAAUGCACCAUGGGAAAGAAGGGGAGGGUGGAGAAUAAAGUGGGAAGGGUAUAGAAUGUUUGGCUCCUUGGAAACAUUGAAGAAGGGUCUUAAUAUUGGAAACAUCACUUUGUAUCUGCAUAAAUCGUGAUUUCAAAGGC
This is a messenger RNA of Mus musculus (house mouse), 4650 nucleotides long. RefSeq names its product translocase of outer mitochondrial membrane 40-like (gene Tomm40l). NCBI's taxonomy places the organism in Eukaryota, Metazoa, Chordata, Mammalia, Rodentia, Muridae. Gene Ontology annotation, cellular component: mitochondrial outer membrane; protein-containing complex. Gene Ontology annotation, biological process: protein import into mitochondrial matrix; transmembrane transport. Bases 213 to 1139 code for a protein of 308 amino acids. Gene Ontology annotation, molecular function: transmembrane protein transporter activity. The transcript has 10 exons. The record is from RefSeq and is marked validated.